AUGAAGUCAAAGAUUGUGUGGCUUCUUCUAUUUUCACUCCUUUGCCAGCGAGUGCAGAGCUUGUCUCCUGAGGAAUAUUUAGAAAUAGAGGAGGAGCUAAGGCGUUUGAACAAGCAUGCUGUCAAGACAAUUCAGACGGAGUAUGGAGACAUGUACGACUGUGUGGAUUUUUACGAGCAACCCGCAUUCGAUCAUCCUUUGUUAAAGAACCACUCCUUCCAUUUCGGGAUGAGGCCUAGUUUUCAUCCUGAGAGAAGAACGGACCAGGAAACAUGGUCAGCGAGUGGAAUUAGAAGCGCGACUAUCAAGCGCUUAGACUGCCCUACUGGGACUGUCCCUAUCAGAAGGACAAGUAAGGAAGAACUAAUCGCGGCCAAAAUGCAGGUGAAAGUUCACGCUCGACGCUCUGAUCCAAACACCGUCGAGGAACACGGCCUCCAUAUUGCUAUCGUUCGAACUGAAUUCGGCUCCCUAAAGAAGUACAAUGGAGGAGGCAUGUUCAGCAGCGUGGAAGUACCAAAAGCCUGGGGGGCACAGUACAGCGCAGGCCAAAUGAAAAUAGAGAAUAUCCCUGAUUUCAUUCAAGCUGGGUGGAUGGUGAAUCCGUCCUUGUACUCGGACAAUCUGACCCGCGGGUUCAUCUUCCAAAAGAUGGGCAAAUCAUCUUGCUUCAAUGUCCACUGCCCGGGGUUCAUUCUCGUGCGUUCUGAUCACCCGGUCGAUGCAAUUUUCGAGGCACAUUCUCACACGGGAGGACCGGUGUACACAUACAAUUACUUCAUUUACCGGGAUCCGACAAGUGGAGUUUGGUGGCUAGAACUAGGCGAGGACUCCAUUGUGGUUGGGUUUUGGCCGCGGAAGAUAUUCUCUAGCCCCGGCUUGCAAGACUUGGCCACUUACUUGGAAUGGGGGGGCCAAACGUACAGCCCGCCGGAUGUGAAAAGCCUGCCCAUGGGGCGCGGCGAUUUUCCGACCGGCGACGUCAAGUUGACCGCCUCUUGUCAGGACAUCACCACCAUCACAGAGGCCCACGACCAGGUGCCUGCCACUGACACCCAAGCAUAUUCCGACAAGGAAAAGCAUUAUUUGGCCAUGGACAGAGGCUAUCUGAAGGGCCCUCUACAGCAUGUUAUGUUUUACGGCGGCCCCGGCGGGGCCACUGGCUGGAUCUAG
Messenger RNA from Eucalyptus grandis, 1173 nucleotides. RefSeq lists its product as uncharacterized. Lineage: Eukaryota; Viridiplantae; Streptophyta; Magnoliopsida; Myrtales; Myrtaceae. The record is from RefSeq and is a predicted model, not a curated record. The transcript is spliced from 7 exons. The coding region runs from base 1 to 1173 and encodes 390 amino acids.